CGGAAAGUCUUCCUCUUGUUCCUGUUUCUUCCGGAGCGCUGAUCUGAACGGACCUGUGCACCAAAAAUGACCGCUGCAGUCAUGUCGAGGUUCCGUCUGGCUGUGGUGCAGCUGCAGGUGGGCAGCGUCAAAGCGGACAACCUGAGCAGAGCCCGGAGGCUGGUGAAGGAGGCUGCGGGACAGGGCAGCAGGGUGGUGCUCCUGCCGGAAUGCUUCAACUCUCCGUAUGGGACCAACUACUUUUCCUCUUAUGCUGAGAAGAUCCCAGGAGAAUCCACCCAGGUGCUGUCAGAGGCAGCAAAGGAGAGCAAGGUGUACCUGGUGGGAGGAUCCAUCCCUGAAGAGGAUAGUGGGAAGUUYUAUAACACCUGUGCAGUGUUCAACCCUGAUGGGGAGAUGCUCCUCAAACACAGAAAGAUUCAUCUGUUUGACAUCGAUGUUCCAGGGAAAAUCCGCUUCCAAGAGUCCGAGACGCUGAGCCCCGGCAGCAGCCUGUCCAUGUUUGACACACCAUUCUGUAAGGUGGGCGUGGGGAUCUGCUACGACAUGAGGUUUGCAGAGCUGGCUCAGCUCUACAGCAGGAAAGGCUGCCAGCUGCUGGUUUACCCCGGAGCCUUCAACAUGACGACGGGUCCGGCCCACUGGGAGCUCCUGCAGAGGGCGAGGGCAGUUGAUAACCAGGUGUUUGUGGCCACAGCAUCACCUGCCAGAGAUGAAGCUGCCUCCUACGUGGCCUGGGGUCACAGCUCUGUAGUGAACCCUUGGGGGGACGUCAUCUCCAAGGCUGGAGCAGAGGAAACGAUCCUGUACGCUGACAUCGACCUGCAGUGUCUGGCCGACAUCCGGCAGCAGAUCCCCAUCACGUCUCAGCGUCGGGACGACCUCUACACAGUGACGACGGCGAAGGACAGGUCGGGCUGAAGAGUCGGCUCCUCUUCCUCGGCUAAAUCAGGCUUAAAUGAUCCUGUUAAUUCUCAUCUAGGAGGCUCUGGAUUGAAUCAGAAAUGUUAGUUUUUGUGUGAAGCUGAGGAGGUUUAGCAUCAAAACCCACAUGGAGAAGAUCUCAAGAUGCACUGGAUUUUUUUUACUAGAAGCUUGUCAGACUGGUCAGCUGCAGUUAAGCAGGUUUUGAGCUUCAGCACUUGGUGCUUCUAGAUGAAAGAUUUAAAAAUCGAUACAUUUAUUAAUAACCAGGUUGCCCACAAACUCUCCACAACUCCUGCAAUAAUCAAAUAAAGACUUUACUAACAAAACA
This is a messenger RNA of Austrofundulus limnaeus, 1255 nucleotides long. RefSeq names its product nitrilase family, member 2 (gene nit2). Gene Ontology annotation, molecular function: omega-amidase activity. Gene Ontology annotation, cellular component: mitochondrion. The transcript has 10 exons. The record is from RefSeq and is a predicted model, not a curated record. The coding region runs from base 67 to 921 and encodes 284 amino acids. Lineage: Eukaryota; Metazoa; Chordata; Actinopteri; Cyprinodontiformes; Rivulidae. Gene Ontology annotation, biological process: oxaloacetate metabolic process; L-glutamine metabolic process.